Heterocephalus glaber (naked mole-rat) is the source of this 1131-nucleotide messenger RNA. It is a transcript of the gene Mettl23, whose product is annotated as methyltransferase 23, arginine. The record is from RefSeq and is a predicted model, not a curated record. Gene Ontology annotation, cellular component: nucleus; cytoplasm. NCBI's taxonomy places the organism in Eukaryota, Metazoa, Chordata, Mammalia, Rodentia, Bathyergidae.
CAGGGCCUUUUCCUUCUCGUGGUCGGACAGGGCGGCGCGGAGCCACGUGGCGUCCCGGAGGCGGCCCCAGCUGGCCCGGCGUCCCACCUGCGCAGCCUGGCGGCUCGGCGUCCUGCGCCGUCCCCAGCCGGUCCGCCGCCCGCCGACUCCAAUGCGGGCGAGCGCGGUCUUCCUGGCCAUGUGGUCCGGGCCCAGCACUUUCGGUUCUCGGGGGAGACGGGCUCGGGAGCCGAGGAUCCUGUGCUGGAGAUCCGCGUCCCGCAGGUGCUCCGGUUCUCGACUGACUGGGUUGGGGUAGCGAAGCCGAUGGGGCCCUCAGCUCCUCGGCCUCAUGCUUCAGGUUGGCGUCCAGAGCCGCAGGUCCUGCACCCCCACUAUGGAAUGUACAUUUGGCCUUGUGCCGUUGUCCUGGCCCAGUACCUCUGGUUUCACAGAAGAGAUCUGCCAGGAAAGGCCGUCUUAGAGAUUGGAGCAGGAGUGAGCCUUCCAGGGAUCUUGGCUGCAAAAUGUGGUGCUGAAGUGAUACUGUCAGACAGUUCAGAGCUGCCUCACUGUCUCGAAAUCUGUCGGCAAAGCUGCCAGAUGAAUAACCUUCCACAGGUGGAUGUUGUAGGGCUGACUUGGGGUCACCUAUCUCAGGAUCUUUUGGCUCUACCACCACAAGAUAUUAUUCUUGCAUCUGAUGUGUUCUUUGAACCAGAAGAUUUUGAAGACAUUUUAAGUACAGUGUACUUUUUGAUGCAGAAGAACCCCAACGUUCAAUUGUGGUCUACCUAUCAGGUUAGAAGUGCUGACUGGUCCCUUGAAGCUCUGCUUUACAAGUGGGAUAUGAACUGUGUCCAUAUUCCUCUGGAGACUUUUGAUGCAGAUAAGGAAGAUAUAGCAGAAUCUGCGCUUCCAGGAAGACAUACUAUUGAAAUGCUAGUCAUCUCCCUUGGAAAGGGUCUCUGAAUUAUACCCAUAAGCUGUUAAGGAACAAUGUUGAUACAGGGAUCAGACCACCCUCAACUUCCUGGGAAAAUGAAAUGAGCUUGAAGAUGGACAGAUCUGCUGGUCUUAAGGCUAUACCACCAAGACUGCUAAUGGGGUAACAUUAACCAUGCAAACAAUUAAAGUACAUAUGAAUAAGGA